Molecule: messenger RNA, 1945 nt
Organism: Pipistrellus kuhlii (Kuhl's pipistrelle)
Lineage: Eukaryota; Metazoa; Chordata; Mammalia; Chiroptera; Vespertilionidae
Gene: ABHD2
Product: abhydrolase domain containing 2, acylglycerol lipase
Exons: 11
Coding region: 245-1537 (430 amino acids)
Biological process (GO): steroid hormone receptor signaling pathway; medium-chain fatty acid catabolic process; acylglycerol catabolic process
Cellular component (GO): sperm flagellum; sperm plasma membrane
Molecular function (GO): acetylesterase activity; monoacylglycerol lipase activity
Source: RefSeq, a predicted model, not a curated record
GGCGGCAGUUGCCUGGGCGGGCCCGGUAGCCGCGGGAGCCGCACUGGCCAGGGGUUCCGGCUGCUGUUCCAUGAGCGCCACCGCGGAGCUGCAGGAAGCGGACCGGGGGCGAGCCGGGCCUCCGAAGUCAACCACGCACAGCUUGUAGGUAAAUCUGAAGAAGAGAGCUGACUUGCCCGGCCCAGCUGGACAACAUUUCAAGUUCAGAUUCCCACCUAGACAGAAGCAAAGUACGGAGGCCAGGAUGAACGCCAUGCUGGAGACGUCCGAGCUGCCGGCCGUGUUUGACGGGGUGAAGCUGGCCGCGGUGGCGGCCGUCCUGUACGUGAUCGUCCGCUGUCUGAACCUCAAAAGCCCCACCGGCCCCCCCGACCUCUACUUCCAGGACUCGGGGCUGUCGCGCUUCCUGCUCAAGUCCUGCCCGCUCCUGACCAAAGAAUACAUCCCGCCACUGAUCUGGGGGAAAAGCGGACACAUCCAAACAGCUCUGUACGGGAAGAUGGGCAGGGUGAGGUCACCACACCCGUAUGGGCACCGCAAGUUCAUCACCAUGUCCGAUGGCGCCACUUCGACCUUCGACCUCUUCGAGCCCAUGGCCGAGCAUUGUGUUGGAGAUGACAUCACCAUGGUCAUCUGUCCCGGGAUUGCCAACCACAGCGAGAAGCAGUACAUCCGGACCUUUGUGGACUACGCCCAGAAAAACGGCUACCGCUGCGCCGUGCUCAACCACCUGGGCGCCCUGCCCAACAUCGAGCUGACCUCGCCACGCAUGUUCACCUACGGCUGCACCUGGGAGUUCGGAGCCAUGGUCAACUACAUCAAGAGGACAUACCCCCUGACCCAGCUGGUGGUCGUGGGCUUCAGCCUGGGCGGCAACAUCGUGUGCAAAUACCUGGGGGAGACGCAGGCCAACCAAGACAAGGUGCUGUGCUGCGUCAGCGUGUGCCAGGGGUACAGCGCGCUGAGGGCCCAGGAGACCUUCAUGCAGUGGGACCAGUGCCGCCGCUUCUACAACUUCCUCAUGGCCGACAACAUGAAGAAGAUCAUCCUCUCCCACAGACAAGCGCUGUUCGGAGACCACGUGAAGAAGCCGCAGGCGCUGGAGGACUCGGACCUGAGCCGCCUCCACAUGGCCACGUCCCUGAUGCAGAUCGACGACAACGUGAUGAGGAAGUUCCACGGCUACACGUCCCUGAAGGAGUACUACGAGCAGGAGAGCUGCAUGCGGUACCUGCACAGGAUCUACGUGCCCCUCAUGCUGGUCAAUGCGGCCGAUGACCCCUUGGUCCACGAAAGCCUUCUGAGCAUUCCAAAAUCUCUCUCGGAGAAGCGGGAGAACGUCAUGUUCGUGCUGCCCCUGCACGGCGGCCACCUGGGCUUCUUCGAGGGCUCCAUGCUGCUGCCCGAGCCGCUGACGUGGAUGGACAAGCUGGUGGUGGAGUACGCCAACGCCGUCUGCCAGUGGGAGCGCAGCAAGCUGCAGUGCGCCGACGCUGCCGCCGCCGACACCGAGCAGGUGGAGGCCGGCCCGGAGUGAGGCCCCCGGACCACGGCCCUCCAGCCGCCCCCCCUCGAACCCGGACGUCCCUCCCCGGCUGUUCAGGUCUCCCCCUCCCUCCGCGACCUGGAUCUGACCUCACCCCAUCAGCGGGGGCCGCCACCCCGGGCGCUCCAGGCUAUUUUUGUGCUUAGUUCCCUGUUCUUCUCCGUUGCGAUGUCCUUCCGUGGUGACAAGCGCCACAGGCAGCGUCUCUCUCGGCCUCCUGUCCGGUGUAGCGUCAUCCGCACGAUUGCUUUUCAGCCAAUCUCGUCUAGUUUUCCCUACGGAAAAAAAGGUGUCAGGACAGCAGUUUUGCUUUGCCGAUCAAAAGGGCCCUCCCCCAAGAACAACGAAGGGCGUCGGUCAGUCAUUCGGUGGCGACCGGAUGUGUCCUUGCGUGGAUCC